This is a messenger RNA of Chaetura pelagica (chimney swift), 994 nucleotides long. RefSeq names its product perforin 1 (pore forming protein) (gene PRF1). The record is from RefSeq and is a predicted model, not a curated record. NCBI's taxonomy places the organism in Eukaryota, Metazoa, Chordata, Aves, Apodiformes, Apodidae. The annotation marks the transcript as partial. The transcript has 2 exons.
GGGGGGAGGGGCCCUGCUCGGGUCCCACUCCCGGGUGAGCGAGUUCGGGCUCCAGCGGCGCCGCCAGGACCGGGUGGAUUUUCACAGCCUGGAGAGCAGCUGCCGCCUCUACUGGUGGGUCUGGGGCCUUCAUCUUCCUCCCCUGGGCCUUCAUCUUCCUCCCUGCCUCUCCUGCCGGGCCCACCUGGCUGGGCUGAGCUCCCAGGAAGUUGCUGAUUGUUUGGGGGUGGAAGUGACAGCCGGGGGGGGAGCCUGGAGGGCAGGAGCCAUGGCCACCACCUGCAGGGAGGCCCGGGGGGGCAACCAGGCCAACCUGAGCUUCAAUGAACUCUUCGACGAGCGCUGGGUGGAGGUAGAAGGUGGAAAACAAGAUGGCGACCUACUCUACGGCAGGCCUGAGGCCUACACAAGAUGGCUGCACUCUCUACCAACCCUACCAGGCCUUGUAGGCCUUGACCUCCGACCCCUCCACACCCUCCUAGCCAAUCAGGAGCCUCGUCGGGCUGCCCUGGGUGCCGCCAUUGGGCGUUACAUCAAGGAGAGGGCGUUGAGGGUCAACGGCAGCCAUCUUGGGGUCAACCAACAUGGCGGGUGUUCGCGGCACCGUGGAACCGCCCGCCUGGAGGUGGUGGUGAGGGAGGGGCGGGGGUGGGCAGGGGAUCAUGUGAGCGCCACUGACGCCUAUGUGCGGGUGGGAUUUGGGGGGAAACUGGGACAAACUGGGACGGUGUGGAACAAGCAGCGGCCAUCUUGGAACGAGCGGAUUGACUUGGGUUGGGUGGAACUGGGGGGGUCCCAGUUGAGGUUGGAGGUGUGGGACGAGGACAACCAAUGGGACGAUGACUUGUUGGGGGCGUGUGAGGUGGGGGUGGAGGCAGGAGCCAAUCAGGGGGUGGUUUGUUACCCUGGGGGGGGCAGGUUGGAGGUGACGUAUCGGGCCACGUGUGGCCCGGCCUUGGGGGGACCUUCUUGUCACGAUUAUGUCCCCCAACCU